AGGAGCUUAAAAAUUUAUCCGAUAUCAAUCAACCUCUCUCCCUUCUACUCAUAGGUAUUGAAACGAUAGUUCUCUCUUUGUCUUUGAUUUCUCUGUCAGAAGCGCAAACCUUUUUCUUAAGAAUUUCGUAAACUUCAGAUGCUGUACUACAACAAUUGAGCAGGUGAAAAUGGAAGAAUACUUGCAAUGCAUGAAGACUCUGCGUUCUCAGAUGAACGAUGUGGAGGAUCAAGCGGCAAAAGUUUCAGCAGAAGAGCAGAUGCUCUUUGCUACAGUUCAAACGCUCGAAGGAGACCUCAGUUCAGUGAAGAGGCAUACUCUUCAAACUAAGGAGGAAACUGACAAAAUGGAAAAGGCAAAGGGAGAAAUCUGCUCUUUGAUCUUGGCAAAACAGAGAAAGUUUCCUUCUUUGGAAGCUAACCUAGCCACCAUCUAUCAGUCAUUAGAGCUUAUUCAACAGGAAAGAGGGAACUUGCCAGUGAAACUUUCAGAGAAGAAAUCAUAUUAUUCCAUGGUUACUGAUGAUAUCAUCAAUCAAUUGAAAGAGCAACAGCGCUGGAUGGAUGAUCACAAGCAUUCCUCAUUAAUUGGAGAAACUUCUCAGCUAACUGAAACAGCUUUCAAGAAACCUGGUGAACUUGAAGUCUGUCAGGAUGAUGCAGUCAAAAGCCUUUCAAACAAUUAUGAAGCUGCUAGUAAUGAACUAAACCUCGUGAAACAACGGAAUUUAGAACUUGAUUUGGAAAACAGCAAGUUGACACAAUCUGUAGAGAUCAUGAAGAAGAAGAUAAAUGAUUUUAAGCCAGAACUGAGGGAAAUGGAUAUAAAGUUUUUGGAAAAGGAGCUUCUAGCACUUUUAGCAGAUAAGGCUGAACUAGCCGAGUUUAUGCAGUCUUUACAACUUCAGAUAGUGAAAUUGAAGGGAAUUUCACAUACUAUCAACUGUUCAUGUGGAGAGAAGUACGAGAUAGAGUUGAACUCUUGUGCUGGAUGAGAAAAGUACUGAAGAAAACAUUACUGUAAAUCAUAUGCACUUUCCUGCUGGGUUAUGUCAGACUGACCAUGCUUUCUCUCAAUACAAGUAACUCAUCGUGACGAUUUGAAAUAAAAGGAUAUGUUUGCCUCUGUUGUGUAUACGUUUGUGAGUAUCAUGUGUGCUUGUGUGAGUUGUGUUGUGUCUGAAUAUUUGUUUCUGAAAAGAAAGAGCCCAAACCCAAAGCCAUAUUUUGUUUCUUACUUUGAUGUAUCCCAAGUAUUGCUUCAAUAUAUGCACUGGAAAUGCAAAAAAA
This is a messenger RNA of Cuscuta europaea, 1289 nucleotides long. Lineage: Eukaryota; Viridiplantae; Streptophyta; Magnoliopsida; Solanales; Convolvulaceae. The record is from the annotation of a GenBank genome assembly.